AUGAAAGACUCUAUAGCCCAUCCUGACCGGUUGACCUUCUCAGUUCUGCUAUGGACGGCCACCAAGAAGCAAAGACAGUUGGAAGAGAAGAAGAAGGAAAAGGCCGCCGGCACCCCUCCAGGUGGAGAAGAAGGCCAUGAAGAUGCGCAGCUGGAAGAAGUCGGCGUCGUCGAGGAGCGGGACGCUGGCGUCGUGGAUGCUGGCCACGUUGAGCAGGUCGAAUUACGGUCCACGAAAAUCCAACGGUACUGGUGUUCCGAAGGCUUUCUAACGGAGCACUUCACCGCCGAUCAAGCGCCGGUAAGCAUUGGUUCCUGA
Molecule: messenger RNA, 318 nt
Organism: Fonsecaea erecta
Lineage: Eukaryota; Fungi; Ascomycota; Eurotiomycetes; Chaetothyriales; Herpotrichiellaceae
Exons: 1
Coding region: 1-318 (105 amino acids)
Source: RefSeq, a predicted model, not a curated record